This is a messenger RNA of Naegleria lovaniensis, 234 nucleotides long. RefSeq lists its product as uncharacterized. The record is from RefSeq and is a predicted model, not a curated record. Gene Ontology annotation, molecular function: calcium ion binding. The transcript is spliced from 4 exons. NCBI's taxonomy places the organism in Eukaryota, Heterolobosea, Eutetramitea, Acrasida, Naegleriidae. The coding region runs from base 1 to 234 and encodes 77 amino acids.
AUGUCUAAAAAACUAUCGGAACAAGAUAUCAAUAUUUACAGAAAUAUGUUUGAAAAAAUUGAUUCAGAUAAAUCAGGCACGAUCGAUCGGCUUGAAUUAUUUACCAUGAUGAAGGAACUGACCGAUGGAAGGAUUACAGAAAAUGAUGUGGAUCAAAUGAUGAAAGAUGCCGAUAUGGACGGAGAUGGCAGAAUUGACUUUGAAGAGUUUGUUAAACAGAUGGAAAAGUUUUAA